This is a messenger RNA of Meira miltonrushii, 3939 nucleotides long. Its product is annotated as putative ubiquitin-specific processing protease 21. The record is from RefSeq and is a predicted model, not a curated record. The transcript has a single exon. Gene Ontology annotation, molecular function: protein binding; cysteine-type deubiquitinase activity; cysteine-type endopeptidase activity. Bases 359 to 3703 code for a protein of 1114 amino acids. Gene Ontology annotation, cellular component: cytosol; nucleus. Lineage: Eukaryota; Fungi; Basidiomycota; Exobasidiomycetes; Exobasidiales; Brachybasidiaceae. Gene Ontology annotation, biological process: protein deubiquitination; regulation of protein stability.
AUGAUACUUCUUUUUGGUUCACGAUCAUCGAUUCACUUCCUUUGAAUAGCAUAGAGGGGAAGUUGAAAUUCUAUCGUACGUAAGCAGGCAAGCAAGUACGCAGACACACACGCACGCACGACAUUCAAGAAGUUCUUCGCUCAUUCGUCAAUCGUGCACUGACCCUAACCUAUCAAUCACACUUCCAUUCAUCCUUCUUCAAGCUUGAAUUUGGACUACCAAAAUAAGCUCAAGCAAUCGGCAGAGGCGAAGAAGAGGCUGUAUUUAGGACUUUUGGAAGGGCGACUCUACUGUGCCACUCCCUCACAGACAAUCGGGCGGCUUACACUCAUUUCCCUCACAAGAUCAUCAUAUCACCAUGGACCCACGUCUAGAUCCAUCUACGGCUGUUGUCAGUCCGGUAGACGAUCAAGCAUCAACACCUAUGGAGGUGGACGAACCUGUUUCCGUUCUUGAUGAACGUGCAUUUGCAGUAAAGCAUUUGGCGGAUCUGGGUCAAGAAGAGGAAGAUUUCAAAGUGAUGCAUUGGGAUAUCAAUAAUUGGGGAUCACUAGACAAGCGUAUCACAGGACCGGAAUUCGAAUGUGGUGGACAUAGAUGGAGAAUAUUGCUUUUUCCCUUUGGAAAUUCGAACGGACAACCAAAUGAUAUGGUUUCCGUUUAUCUAGAUUAUGCAGACCCAAAAGGAAGUCCAGAGGGAUGGCAUGUAUGCGCACAAUUUGCUCUAGUAAUAUCUAAUCCGCAGGAUCCUACUGUUUCCUCCUCAAGUCAAGCUCACCAUCGCUUUACUGCUGAGGAAAUGGAUUGGGGAUUCACACGUUUCAACGAAUUGAGAAAGUUGAGCGUUCCCACCGAAGGUCGUCAACGUCCAAUCAUCGAGAGGGAAUCAGCCCGAGUUUCAGCUUUCGUUCGAGUUCUCAAAGAUCCAACAGGCGUACUUUGGCAUAACUUUAUCAACUAUGAUUCAAAGAAAGAGACUGGCUACGUCGGACUAAAAAAUCAGGGUGCAACAUGUUAUAUGAACUCUCUAUUACAAUCCCUCUUUUGCACGCAUUACUUCCGCCGGGCGGUUUAUCAAAUUCCCACAGAGAACGAGCAGCCGUCUGAGAGCGUCGCAUUGGCAUUGCAAAGAGUUUUUUAUCUUUUGCAAACAUCCGAUCAGCCUGUAGGAACGAAUGAAUUGACCAAAUCUUUCGGCUGGAAAUCGCUAGAUUCAUUCUUGCAGCAUGAUGUACAAGAAUUCAAUCGAGUUCUACAAGAGAAGCUAGAAACCAAAAUGAAAGGAACGAUAGCUGAUGGCGCUAUCACAAAAUUGUUUGUCGGAAAGAUGAAGAGUUAUUUGCGUUGCGUCAAUGUGGACUACGAAUCUUCACGUAUAGAAGACUUCUAUGAUAUUCAGCUAAAUGUCAAGGGAAUGGCAAAUUUGGAAGACUCUUUCCGCGAUUACGUUGAGGUGGAAAUGCUAGAGGGCGAUAACAAAUACCAAGCUGAGGGCUACGGAUUACAAGAUGCAAAAAAGGGAGUUAUCUUCGAGAGUUUUCCACCUGUUCUACACCUCCAACUCAAGCGCUUCGAGUACGAUAUCGAAAAGGAUGCUAUGGUCAAGAUCAACGAUCGUCACGAAUUCCCUAUGGACAUCGAUUUGGCUCCAUACGUGGACAAACAAUCGCCAAAGAAGAAUGAGAAUUGGAAAUAUAAAUUGCAUGGUGUUUUGGUUCAUUCGGGCGAUCUACAUGGCGGUCAUUACUUUGCACUUUUAAAGCCCGAACGGGACGGAAAAUGGUACAAAUUUGAUGAUGAUCGUGUUACACCAGUGACCGACAAAGAAGUUUUGGAAGACAACUUUGGAGGUGAGAUUCCAAACGGACAUCUUGGCGGCGUGGCUCGAGCUCCUGUUCGAGCAAUGAAGCGGUUCACAAAUGCGUACAUGUUGGUAUACGUCCGAGACGUAGAAGCUCCUGAAAUUUUGAAACCAUUCACUGUUGAGGACACGCCAGCACACCUACGCGAGAGGUUGGAACAAGAACGUAUUCAGAUGGAGGCAAGGAAGCGAGAACGAGAAGAACAACACUUGUACUUGACGGUCAAGGUGAUCAACGAAGAUACAUUCAAGCUUCAUCAAGGAUUUGACCUUGCAACAUUUGAAGAACGCAAUCUUCCUGCUUCAGACUUGCCUUCUUUCCGUGUUCUGAAGAAUGAGCCUUUCUUGCUUUUCAAGAGCAAGCUUGCCCAACAAUUCGGAUUGGAUGAAGCUGCUAUGCGGUUAUGGGUCUUGGUCAAUCGACAGAAUAAGACUGUUAGACCUGACACAGUUGUGCCAGAGAAUGAUCCGAAUCUUACAUUGGAAACCGUACGUGAUCGUAUGGCUUCUCGACAAAAUGAUUUGAGACUAUAUCUCGAAAUGAUGGGUCCAAAUGAUCAAAUUGAUAAAUCACAAGGACCAAUCAUGAUCUUCUUGAAGUACUUUGACGUUUCUCGACAAUCACUUACAGGUGUCGGAAGGGUUUAUGUGAGCAAAAAUCAAAAGGUAUCUGAUCUCGUCCCAACGAUCAAUCAAUUGAUGCUUUGGCCACCGACAGUACAGCUACGACUAUACGAAGAGAUCAAGCCAGGUAUGAUUGAACAAAUGAAGAUGAAGGCUACAUUUUUGCAAAGCGAGAUCCAGGACGGUGAUGUGAUUUGCUUCCAGACGGAAAUCUCUGAGAAGGAUGCACAUGAUUAUGAGGCACAGUCACUCUACUCCAAUCCCAUCCAAUUCUACGACUUCUUGCAGAAUCAGAUCAAGGUUUUGUUCAAGCCAAGGUACGAUGAUGUGGACUACAAAGGAGAAUACGAGAUCACAUUGAGCAAGAAGAUGACUUACGAUAUGAUGGCAGCCAAAUUUGGUGAUCGAUUGAAGCAUGACCCAUUGAAGCUGCGGUUCACAACGGCAAACGGACCAAACGGAACACCAAAGACUGUUUUGAAGCGUACAGCCAAUCAAACAGUGAAUGAGAUAGUCCAACCCAGCUAUAUUCAAGGCCAAGCAUCGCUAUUGUACUAUGAACUAUUAGACGUUUCGAUUGUGGAAUUGGAAACAAAGAGAAGCCUGAAGAUUUGGUGGAUGGGAGCACACAAUCGUGAAGAAGCGGCACAAUCGUUCUUAUUGCCCAAGACAUUCAAUAUCAAUGAUGUUGUUGAACAUCUUGCCAAAACGGUGGAGCUAUCACCUAAUGGAUCGCGCAAGAUUCGCAUUUUCGAGGUCAUUGGAAAUGGACGUCAACAGAGAGAAUUCAAUGGAGGUGAGAUGAUCGGAAACAUUAGUGAAAUGACGGACUUGUUUGGAGAAGAAGUUUCGGUGGAAGAAGCACAAGUGAAAGACGAUGAGAAGAUUAUCAAUGUUUUCCAUUUUAGCAAAGAUGCAAAUCGUACACAUGGUGUUCCGUUCAAAUUUGUUGUCAAGCCAGACGAAAAGUUUAGCGAAACAAAACUUCGAAUUCAGCAACGCUUAGCAGUACCCGAGAAGGACUUCGCUAAAUUCCGAUUUGCUUUGGUUCAAUCAAGCACAUACAAGCAACCAUCUUAUUUGGAAGAUGAUGAUGUGAUUUAUGAUCAUAAAUUCUUGCCUGAUGAUGUUUUAGGAUUAGAUCAUAUAGAUCGAUCCGGUAAAACGGGAAGGAUCGCAACUGCAGUGCAAGAUAGAGGAAUUCGAAUUCGCAAUUAGGAACCAUUGAGACGUUAUGAGCAGAUGAUAUACACACACACCAGAAAAUUCCAUGUACUCUUAUUCAAUACUUCGUUUAUAAUCUCCUUCUCUUCACCUUGAACCCAUUGUUAACCAUAUCUUGUAGGGCAUGUAAACAAAAUAUUUUCAUUUCUCGUUGAAAUGAGGUAUGAGCUAAGGGUCUGCUCGACCGUUGUCAUUAUAAUCGCGAUAGAUUCAAUUUACCCCUUUUUUCA